Molecule: messenger RNA, 421 nt
Organism: Racocetra persica
Lineage: Eukaryota; Fungi; Glomeromycota; Glomeromycetes; Diversisporales; Gigasporaceae
Source: the annotation of a GenBank genome assembly
ACCUUUAAAACAGUUUAAUGAACUAAGUAUUUCUACUAAAAAGGCUCAUGCAAAAACUGUUGCAAAAAAGAUUAAAAAAGAUUUUAAUCAAAUUGCAAAAGAAAAUUAUCAUCCAAAUGAUCAAGUUAUACAUAAAGAAUUAUCUUAUAUAGUUGCAAAUACAUUUUUUCAUAUAGAAUUUGAAUCCCAGAAUAUUAUAGAAAAAAACAAACAUGAGUCAGCAAUAGUACAAAUAAUUGAUAAGUACCAAAUAUCAAGAGAUGGAUAUUAUGCUUUAUCGGCUAUACAACCUAAUUUACCUUGUGAUUAUGCAGUUUCUGAUCAAUGUACAAUUUUAACAUCAAAAAUAGCUAAUUAUAUACCAAUUGAAAUAUUUAAUCUUUAUAGUCAAGAUAAUCUUUUAUUAAAUGAAGAAUUUUAA